This is a messenger RNA of Anolis carolinensis (green anole), 3993 nucleotides long. RefSeq names its product caspase 3 (gene casp3). Bases 171 to 1019 code for a protein of 282 amino acids. Gene Ontology annotation, biological process: proteolysis; neuron differentiation; positive regulation of neuron apoptotic process. The transcript is spliced from 7 exons. Lineage: Eukaryota; Metazoa; Chordata; Lepidosauria; Squamata; Anolidae. The record is from RefSeq and is a predicted model, not a curated record. Gene Ontology annotation, cellular component: cytoplasm.
GAGGGAGCCCUUGGGUUACGGAAAGAGGCAGGCAGCCGCCCCAAGGAGGAGGAAGAGAGGGAGGCGCCGCCUGAGGCCAGGGAGAGAGACUCUGCGUGGCGGCUGCUGCUGCUUCUAUUGAGAGCGAAGGAAGCCGGGUCUCCCUCAAAACACUAUCUGGAGAAAUAACUAUGGCGGACAUAAACCAUAUUUUGAAUUCACAACAGACAUUCACAGAUGCAAGAAAAUCAUCCAGUUCUGAAGGGGAGAGCAUACCUGUUAGUAAAUCUGUGGAUUCUGUGAUAGAAGCAGAUGAAAGUUAUAGAAUGGACCAUCCAGAAAUGGGGCUAUGUAUUUUAGUCAACAAUAAAAACUUCCAUCCAGCUACUGGGAUGAGUUAUCGAUCUGGUACAGACAGAGAUGCUGCACACGUUGUAGACACUUUCAGGACCUUGGGAUAUAUGGUCAAGCCUUAUAACGAUCUUACGUGCAAACAGAUUGUUGAUGUCCUUCAUAAUGUUUCCAAGGAUGAUCACCACAAGAGGAACAGUUUUGUCUGUGUCUUGUUAAGCCAUGGGGAAGAUGGGCUGAUCUAUGGUACAGAUGGCCAUGUGGAGCUGAAAAUGUUAACUAGUUUCUUCAGAGGAGACAAAUGCAAGUCUUUGGCAGGAAAGCCAAAGCUCUUCUUUAUUCAGGCUUGUAGAGGAACAGAACUUGAUUCUGGUAUUGAAACAGACAGCGCCUCUGAUGAAAGCAUGUGCCAGAAAAUACCAGUAGAAGCAGACUACCUGUAUGCAUAUUCUACCGCUCCUGGUUAUUACUCUUGGAGGAACUCAUCAGACGGGUCUUGGUUCAUACAAUCUCUGUGUUCGAUGCUGAAACAAUAUUCCCAUAAGCUUGAACUUAUGCAGAUCCUAACACGUGUCAAUCGCAAAGUUACAGAAUUCACGUCUUGCUCCAAUCAUCCAGAUUUCCAUGGGAAGAAGCAAAUCCCCUGCAUUAUGUCUAUGCUCACAAAAGAUUUUUACUUUCCUCACUAGAGAUUCCUCUCUUGUCAUCUGCAGACAGGCUAAAAAAAGUUGCCUUUGAGGCUAUUUUAAACUCUGAGUAGUGUUCAGUCACAGGUGCCUCAGUUGCAUUAAAUUAAAAUCUGUGGAGAGAAACAUUUCCAUCUCCAGAAUAGUUGGAUAACUUGAUAGUUCAGAAGCAUUGCUUUGGGAGAAGGAAACACUGUGGACUUUCAGCAGUUCUCUGACUCAGAGAUAUUAAAGGUUCAGGCCAAACAACUGAUUUAUUCAGACAAUAAGAAGUUAAUAAGGCAUAUUGAGUGUGCCCUAUUAAAGAGUCAGAAAAUCACUAGUGGUCUUUAGGUGUCCCUUUCCCCAAACCAACCCUUGGAAACAAUCACAGCAGACUAUAGCGCAAUAAUGUGGCAUUUUCAAAACAGGUUUCUUAAUUGGGUUAAUUCAAGAUUGGACUGUACUCGUAUUUAUUUUGCAAUUGUGUGUUUAUGCCAACAUUAACUUUUCCCAAAUCAGUGUAUUUUGGAUUGGAUUAUUAGCAUCAUUACAAAGGAACCAUGUUAAAAAUGGGAACAAGGAUUAAAUGGUUUGCUAAUAAAUAGGAGUCUAAAUAAAGUGCUUCCUUGUUUUGUGGAAACAUUUUGGCCGCUUUAAUAUACCAUCUCUACUAAAUUUUGUAUCUCGGAGGUUUUGUAUCUUAAAUUUAAUAAAUGAAAAAUGGUGCUUGGAACUUCGUUCCUAACUAGAUGCAAGGCCUAUCUAGCUUUGUAUUUUGCAAUUACAUUUCAGUUUAGUCUUACAGGAUUGUGCAUGUAGUAGUUGUAGUAGUAAUUUGUGCAUUGAUGAUAAAUGUAGUCUACUUUGUCAUUGAGUUGCUGUGAGUUUUCUUAGCUAGUACUAAGUAGUUUUUUAUUUAUAGAGUGUGAGGCACAUGGAAAAAUGCAGGUCCCAUUUUCCUGAUUUUGAUUUUUGCAUGAGAAGUAUAAUGUUUAAAAAUAGAAAAUAAAUUAUAGUGGAAGAGAAUCUCAACUCCGUAAUGUAUAAAAAUAUUUGGACCCCCCCCCCCCCCCCGAGCAUGCUGAAUGAAAACAAUCUGAGGUUACAUGUAUUUAGGAUCAUGAACUACAUUUUCUACACAUUCUUGAAAUCUACAGCUAGAACAUCCCAAUUAAAGGACUGUCCAGCCUCUGCUUAAAGAUUUCCAGUAUAUUUGAUCGAACAGCAUAUUGAACUGUUGGUGUUUACUUGUGUAGACUGCCUUUAAAUCCAGGCAUGGAGUCCUUGAGAAGAUACUGGACAGCAAUGGCCAGCAUAAGUCAAUGGCAAAGAAAGUAGGAAAUGCCAUUCUGUAAAGUUGCAUGAUUCCCAACCAUAUUGAACAUUUCACUAAAACAAGCCCUUAACAUCUAUUUGUUUACUUUGAGGCACUAGACAACAAAUCUUUGUCCUCUUUUCCAUAAGAGCCCAUCAGGGCAUUUGAAAAAUGUUUUUUGUCUCUUCCAGUCAUUCAAACAUACUCACUCCCCUUUCUCAAUUUCCCCCAAUGCCAUAGACAUUAUAAUUGCAGUCAUCUGAACCCCAUUUUGGUUUAGAUAUUUUUCUUGAAUUAGACACAUUCCAAAUGUAUAGUAUAACCGUGUUAAUUUUGAAUUCCCAAACUGGUUGAGCUCCUGCAUGAUAGGGGUAUUUAAUCUGCCUUCUGAUCUGACCCCAUAAAAGUCAGGUAGCCACACCAACCAAAGGUGCAGUGCUAGUGAGCAGAGCACUGAAGGAUCCAGCCCCCGCCCACAAAUGAGUUGUGGUAUGAUGAGCUUAGCACAAUUGCAUAUUGCACCACAACUUGCUGGUGGGAGUGUGUUGUAUAACCUUUCAACACCCUGCUCACCAACGAUCCAGAAUUUCUUUGGUUGGUAUGGCUACCUGGUUUUUAAGAUGGGUUGGGGGAGGAGCAUUUGAAAGAUGGCAAUGGCAUCUAUAAAUGAAUAGCAAGACUAUUUUACGAAAUAAACCAAUGCUUGGGAGAAACAAGGAGUUGAGUACAGCUGGGCUACCUAUGUUUCUCAAUGGAUUUGUGGCCAUUUGAAGACAUUGCAGUUGUUAAUUCUUUACACAUAGGACAACCCCAUGGAAAAACAGUUUCCACUCCAUUGUGUACUUGAAAUCAUAGUUUAUCAGCACAUGACAGAUUAAUCUUUCCAUUAUGUAUGAGACUUUAGUGCUGAUGGCCCAUAUCAGCUGCAUGGACUCCUUUUACUCUGCCAACCAACUCUCAUGCUGCCAUAGAGACACCUAGUUGGAGCAUUAAGCUGGAAGAACAGCAGCAUUCUAGCAACUGACAUAACAUGGUUAUUUAUAUAGCUAAGCAUAUAUGAAUUGGAGGCCCGGUGGCGAAGUGUGUUAAAGCACUGAGCUGCUGAACUUGCAGACCGAAAGCUUGCAGGUUCAAAUCCCAGGAGCGGAGUGAGCGCUCGCUGUGAGCACCAGCUCCUGCCAACCUAGCAGUUCGAAAACAUGCCAAUGUGAGUAGAUCAAUAGGUACCGCUCUGGCAGGAAGGUAACAGCACACCAUGCAGUCAUGCCGGCCACAUGACCUUGGAGGUGUCUACGGACAACGCUGGCUCUUCGGCUUAGAAAUGGAGAGGAGCACCAACCCCCAGAUUCAGACAUGACUGGACUUAACAUCAGGGGAAACCUUUACCUUUAAGCAUAUAUGAAUAUAUGGUCAGCUGAAAAAUUAAGUACUUGAAUGUAUGUAUGUGUGUGUUAAUUUACCAAGACACCAUUGAUCCAGUGGUUCUAGUAUACCCAAGACUAACUGGAUUUAGGCCUUGCACAUAUUUUCCUGUGUUCACAAAGAACAACAUCAGGAUUCUAAGCUAUCACUACAAUCAAAAUUCUCCAAGAAUGUCUUAGCAUAUUGAAUAUUAUUUCAUGUUUUGACCAGUUCAACUUUCAUAUAAGAGUAUCUAAUAAAUCAUGUAUCAUUUGUUUA